Messenger RNA from Prorocentrum cordatum, 1911 nucleotides. The record is from the annotation of a GenBank genome assembly. NCBI's taxonomy places the organism in Eukaryota, Dinophyceae, Prorocentrales, Prorocentraceae.
AACGGUAUCUGCGUGCGCCGCUUGGCUGGUGCUGUACGUGUGCGUGCUGCUCAUCCGCGCGGCCGGGCUGGUGAAGCAGAGUUCGUUUCGGCGCCAGGCAGCCUCGCGCUUUGGCCGCCUAGCCGGACGUGGCGCUCGCUCCAUGCAGCUCGUCGGCGGCGUGGCCGACGGCCCCGCCAUGAAGCAGGUGGACGCGGAGCUGCAGAAGAGGCGGCUGGUGCGAGCAAAAACGUUACUGCCAUACGGCGUCCUGGCCCUCGCGUGCGUUAUCGCCUUGAUGCUCGUGCGGGCGACGAACCCAGAGCCGCGCAGGAACUCGCUCGUGCAGGACGUCUGCACAGCGGUGAUUGCUAUCUCGACUCUCCUUGUCUGGGCGGUCCCUCGAGCCUUGACGCUGAGAAUCCUGAACACGUGGUCCACAAUUGUGGUCGUGACCAUGGCGGUGAACGUGUCUGCGGCCGGGAUGGGGCACUAUUCUGCCUCACCUCUCCUGCUGUCCUUUGGUUCCGUGAUUGUGAUUAGCCUGCUGAACAUGAAUUUGUGGCUGAAUCUCGCGUGGUUGUGCAGCAUUUCUUUGGCGAUCUGCAGCGCGAUCGUAUUCGACUCCGAGUCGUCUGAUGCAUCUGAGCAUGAAUGCCGUUCACAGCCGCGCAUAGACAUAGUCUUUGAAGUGUUCGCGGCGACCUUAGUCUUUGGGAUCUUCAUCGCCCUGUUCCAUCAGCUUGUCCGCCUUGCUGUGCGGUGCGAGAUAGAAGCUCGCAGCUCGAGAACCGAGCUCAAGGCAGCGCGCUCUGUGCUCAGCGGCGUCUGCGACGCCGUGGUGGAGCUUGACAGCGACUUCCGCCUGCAGGACGGGUCUCCCCAGCUCGUGGACAUGCUCCUGCUGAACCCGCAGCGCUCUCUCUUGGGCGAGGACCUGAGGUCGUUCCUGGCGUCUGAGAAGGACCGCCAGAAGUUCUCCGAGCAGAUGGGCAAGGCUUCGCUCCUGAGCGAGGACGAGCUGGCCACCGGGCUCAGCGCAGCGUUCCACGUCUCCAUGAGGGACAGCUCCAGCAUACCCCUCGACGCCGAGGUCUUCAGCGUGCGCUUCGUGAACCGGGAGGGGAAGGCGGCGUAUUUUGUCGGCAUCCGCGAGUUCACCGACACGAGCCCGAUGCUGAGAGGCGAUGCCCCGGAGGUGCGGCACCGCGGCCAGACCAGCGGCCUGCCGGGCGCUCCUCGUCGGGGGGGCUCCUCGCUCGCGAGCGCCCCCCGGGACGACGCCAGCCACUGCAGCCAGGACUCCUGGAGCGUGCACUCGGGGGCCUCCUCGUGGGACGGGGAGGCCCUGCUGGACGAGGAGCCCGCGGCCUGGAUCGACGUCCUGAGCCCGCGCUGCCCCGUGAAGCACUGCACCCCGGCCUUCGCGCAGUGGGUGGACACCCGGGGGGGCGAGCUCCUGGCCGCCAUGCAGCGCUCCCAGCGGCCCGAGUUCACGAGCUGGUCGCAGGAGGCCUACCGCGCCCUGCUCCACGCGCAGGAGGCGCCGGAGGACGGCUCCGGCCCCGCCCACCUGGAGUACCGCCGGCGGCUCUUCUUCAAGUCCCCCGCGCGCCGGGCCGCGGAGCCGGCGGGCUCGGCGCGGGCGAAGUGCGUGAUCUCGACCACCCUGAGGCUCGACCUGGCGCGGCCGCCCGACCAGCAGGACCAUGGCCCCGGAGUGGUGCGCAUCCUCCUCCAGGAGACCCCAAGCUGGGCAGCGCGCCGAAGGCCCCGAAGGCCCCGCCCCCCCCGCCGAGCCAGCCGCGGCGCGGCACGCCCACCACCGCCGAGGCCGCCAGCGGGCAGCUGCGCGACGUCGGGGGGCCCGCGCCCCCCGCGCGCGCGCCGCGGCGCUCCGCCGCGGCGCCGCCGCGGUGAGCCGCGCCCCCC